Messenger RNA from Plectropomus leopardus (leopard coralgrouper), 598 nucleotides. NCBI's taxonomy places the organism in Eukaryota, Metazoa, Chordata, Actinopteri, Perciformes, Serranidae. The record is from RefSeq and is a predicted model, not a curated record.
CUGUGACUUAGACAGCAGGACGGCAUCCUGAGACCAUGUUGGCGCGGCUUUUUAGGCUCCACGGCCUGCUGGUGGCCUCCCACCCGUGGGAGGUGAUCGUGGGCACCCUCGCUCUCACCGUCUGCCUCGUGUCGAUGAACAACCUGGCGACCAGCAGCCAGAUGUGCACCUGGAACGAGUGCCCUAAAGUGGAGGAGAAAAUCCACAGCAGUGACGUCAUCAUCCUAACAAUCACGCGCUGCACGGCCAUCGUUUAUAUCUAUUUCCAGUUCAAGAAUCUGCGGCAACUGGGCUCUAAAUAUAUACUGGGUAUUGCGGGUUUGUUCACGGUGUUUUCCAGCUUCGUCUUCAGCACGGUGGUCAUCCACUUCUUUGGGAAGGAGCUGACGGGUCUAAAUGAAGCGCUGCCGUUCUUCCUCCUGCUCAUUGACCUCUCCAAAGCCUGCGCAUUGGCCAAAUUUGCACUCAGCUCAAACUCUCAGGAGGAGGUGAGGGAGAACAUCUCUCAGGGCAUGGCCAUCCUGGGUCCCACCUUCACCCUGGACGCUCUGGUCGAGUGUCUCGUUAUUGGCAUUGGGACCAUGUCAGGUGAGGAGCA